UAGGAAAAGAGAGAAUAUCUUCUUCCAUUCCAUGGAUAUAGAAGCAGUCUCCACCAACGAGGGAGCAGCAACGAAGUACAACCAUGGAGCAAAUCAUCAAAGCAACCUAAUAGUACCAGAUGAUCAUGAAGAUGUUCUUCAAAAUACAGCCAACCCCAUUACUCAAAAAAGAGUGAUAAAAUGGAAACUCCUCAUAUUAUUCUGUUUCUUUUCUGCUUCCGGUAACCUAGGAGGACCCAUGUUACAGAGACUAUAUUUCACUCAGGCGGAGGCCGUAAAUGGCUUUCGAGUAUGAUACAAACCGCUGGGUUUCCGGUGUUAGUAGCUCCACUUUCUUAUAUCUACAUGAAGAAAGUAAAUGGACCAUCCUAUGAUUCUUCAUGAUGGAACCAAAAUUGUUCAUAUAUAGUGCAAUAAUUGGAGCUGUGAUGGGAUCGGAUAACUACAUGUACUCAGCUGGUCUCUUUUAUCUUCCUGUCUCAACUUCAUCAUUAUUGUCUUCUACUCAACUUGCUUUUACAGCAAUAUUUGCUUUCAUAAUUGUGAGACAGAAAUUCACUUUUUAUUCGUUCAACUCAGUAGUUCUGAUGACUCUUGGAUCCGUUGUUUUGGCGUUGAAUACUAGUGGUGAUAAACCUCCUGGAACUACUCAGCAACAAUAUUACCUUGGAUUCUUUUUAACUCUUGCCGGUGCUGCUUUAGCAGGGCUUUGCAUGCCUUUGAUUGAACUUGCUUAUGGGAAAAGUAGUAAACCCAUCACAUAUUCUGUUGUGAUGCAGUUUCAGUUUGUUUUGAGCUUAUUUUCUACUCUUGUUUGCAUGAUUGGGAUGGCCAUCAACAACGAUUUCAAGGUUAUUCCAAGAGAGGGAAGAAAUUUUGGUUUAGGUGAAAGGAGGUAUUAUUUCCUGAUAGUUGCAACUGCAAUUGUCUGGCAAUUACUCAACGUAGGGUUUUUGGGAAUCAUCUACUGUACAUCAUCUCUUUUCGCUGGAAUUUUCAAUACAUGUUUACUCCCAUUCAGUCAAGUUGCUGCAACAAUUGCCUUCCACGAAAAAUUUACUGGUCAAAAAGGAAUGCCACUUGCAUUAUGUUUGUGGGGUUUCGUUACUUACUUUAUAGGGGAAUACAAGAAAACAAAGAACCCACACCCCAUUGCUUAUGAUGAUAAUGCCGAGGAAUUAAAAGAGAAGUUAGAUCGGCUUACCGAUAGUAAUACUACGGAAGGAAAGCCAUAAAUCGGAAUCUAGA
Papaver somniferum (opium poppy) is the source of this 1248-nucleotide messenger RNA. Its product is annotated as purine permease 3-like. NCBI's taxonomy places the organism in Eukaryota, Viridiplantae, Streptophyta, Magnoliopsida, Ranunculales, Papaveraceae. Gene Ontology annotation, molecular function: purine nucleoside transmembrane transporter activity. The record is from RefSeq and is a predicted model, not a curated record. The transcript is spliced from 2 exons. Gene Ontology annotation, cellular component: membrane. The coding region runs from base 381 to 1235 and encodes 284 amino acids.